AUUUUUAUCCCAAUGAUUACAUUCACGUCAUUUCUAGUAAAGCAUUUAUAAGAGUCGCGACUUUAGCGUGCAUUAUGAAACAAUAAACAAAACGAAUUUAAGGAAAAUGUUGCUGAUAUUUCUACUACUAGUGGCUAUAUGUGUAGCAGUCUAUUACUAUGUAUUUGUGCCUCUAACUUUUUGGAAGCGAAAUGGAGUAAAACAGAAAGGUUUAUUUGCUUCUUUUUUGGAUUGCUGGUUCGCCGUUUUGAGAAAGGAAAGUGUAGCCGAUCUGGUAACAACAUGGUACAAGGAAUUUCCGCACACUAGGUAUAGUGGCAUUUACCAGUUUGGAAAUCCAGUUCUAACAUUGAGAGACCCAGAAUUAGUCAAACAAAUUUGGAUCAAAGAUUUCGAGUAUUUUACUGAUCGUAGGACGUAUGUUCCCGAAGAUCUUGAUCCUUUGUUUGGAAAAAGUAUCUUUUCUUUAAAAGGUGAACGAUGGAAAAAUAUGAGAUGUAUUGUAAGCCCCACAUUCACCAGCAGCAAGAUGAAAGCCAUGUUUGUUUUAAUAAAGGAAUGCUGCGACAAUUUCACAAAUCACUUUUUGAAGAAAGGUUCUGAUAUACAAGAGGUACAAUUUAAGGAUGUAUCUGGUCGAUUUUGUACUGACGUUAUAGCUUCUAUAGCAUUCGGCAUUUCCUUGGACUCUCUCGAGCAAAAGGACAACGAAUUUUAUGCAAUGGUCAGUAGUGUUACUAACCUUAACAAACUUAGUAAACUUCUCAGAUUCAUGGGAUUUUUGUUGGCUCCGAAGAUAUACAGAUUUCUUGGCUUGAAACUCUCCGACGAAGAAGAAACAAAGUUUUUCGUAAACCUCGUAAAUGAUUCCAUCAAGCAAAGGGAAGAAAAAGGUAUCGUUCGACUAGAUACAAUACACUUGCUGUUACAAACCAGAAAAGGUGAAAAAACUGACGAAGAUACAACUACUGAAGAGGCAGGAUUUGCUGCAAUGGAAGAGGUUAAACUUGAAAAGGAAAAACGGCAAAUAACCUUAACCGAUGAGGACAUAGCAGCUCAAUCGUUUCUCUUCUUCUUCGCUGGAUACGAAUCAGUUUCAACAUUGAUGUGCUGCAUGGCUCACGAGUUAGCUGUUAACACAGAUAUUCAAGACAGGCUUAGAGAAGAAAUUGUUGAAACUGAAAAAAACUGUAAUGGAAAAUUGACAUAUGAUAGUCUCGUCCGUAUGAAGUUCUUCGAUAUGGUCACAUCAGAAGUUCUUCGAAAAUGGCCUCCCCAAGCUGGUGCCGAACGUCAAUGCACCAAACCUUACACCAUCGAGCCCUUGACGCCGGAAGAAACUCCCAUACAUCUUCAAAAAGGUCACAUAGUGGUAGUCCCCACGUUCGGCAUGCACCGUGAUCCUGAUUUGUUCCCAAAUCCAGACCGAUUCGAUCCGGAGCGCUUCAACGACGAGAACAAACACAAAAUCAUACCGGGCAGUUACACUCCUUUCGGGGCGGGACCUAGAGGAUGUAUAGCCUCGAGAUUGGCCAUUUUGGAAACGAAAUUAUUCUUUUAUAGUGUGCUGUUGAGGUUUGAAAUUGUACCUGUGGGAAAGACUUGCAUACCCUUGGCGCUGACGAAGAGUCCCGCGCUUAUUGGAGUAGAAGGAGGAUGUUGGUUGGGAUUGAAACGUAUUGAAUAGUGAAUAAAAUAUAAGAAAAGUGCUUAAGUUAUGUUUUAAGAUUAUUGUAUAUGUUUGUGAAUAAAUUGUAAUUAAUAUUUUGGUCCUAAAACUA
Diabrotica balteata is the source of this 1781-nucleotide messenger RNA. The record is from the annotation of a GenBank genome assembly. NCBI's taxonomy places the organism in Eukaryota, Metazoa, Arthropoda, Insecta, Coleoptera, Chrysomelidae.